UAACAAUUCGGUGGUGGUGGCUGGGGGUAUAGGAGAGAAGAGAGGGAUAAGAAACAGAAGCCAAGAAGCAGCAGCUAAUUAGGUCCUCUGGAGCACAAGUGUUUUCUUACAAGGGGGGGUUAGGGGGUGGUGUGUAGCCAAGUAAUGCGUGCAGGAGCCUGUACAGUCCAGCAGACCCUCACAUCGGAGGCUGCUUCGGUGCUUAGGCACUCCCUUGGCUUGGCCAAGAGGAGGGGCCAUGCCCAGGUCACCCCACUCCAUGUGGCUGCCACCUUACUGAGUCCAAGGUGCAGUCUCUUGAGGAGGGCUUGUCUCAAGUCUCAUCCACAUUCAACUUCUCAUCCACUGCAAUGCAGAGCUCUUGAACUUUGCUUCAAUGUGGCUCUCAAUAGACUCCCAACAACACCUGGUCCUUUCCUCCAUGGUCAACCUUCUCUCUCAAAUGCUCUCAUUGCAGCACUGAAGAGAGCUCAAGCACACCAGAGGAGGGGUUGCAUAGAACAGCAGCAACAACAACCUCUCCUUGCCAUUAAGGUAGCACUAGAGCAGCUCAUUAUAUCCAUUUUAGAUGACCCUAGUGUUAGUAGGGUAAUGAGAGAAGCUGGGUUCUCCAGCACCUCUGUUAAGAACAACCUAGAGGACGUUUCAGCUUCUUCUGUUUUUCAGUGCUAUAGCAGCUCUGGUGGGAUUCUCUCUUCUACUUGUUCUCCUCCUAUUGAAACUCAUAGAGAGAUUAGCAACCACAGCAGUUUCUGGCAGACCCAUUUGUUGAACUGCUAUUCUGAGCAAAACCCACUUCCCUUUUCUACUCCAAAGAAGCCUUUAAGUUCCAUCUUCACUGAUUCAGCCACUGAAAAGGAGGAUUUCAGGUUGGUUUUGGAGGUUCUGAUGAGGACGAAAAGAAGGAAUACAGUGAUUGUUGGGGACUCUGUUUCAACUACUGAAGGCCUGGUUGCAGAGCUUAUGGGGAAAGUGGAAAGAGGCGAGAUACCUGAUGAAUUGAGAUCGGCCCACUUUAUUAAAUUUCAGUUAUCCUCUGUCUCUUUGAGGUUCAUGAAGAGAGAGGAUAUGGAGCUGAAGGUUGCAGACUUGAGAAGGAAGGUGGGUUCUCUUGUAACAGGAGGUGAGGGAGCAAUCAUCUAUGCUGGAGAUCUCAAAUGGGUAGUUGAAGGUGGUGUUGGUGAGAAAGAGGGAGGAUUCUCAGCAGAAGUAUGUAGUUAUAAUGCUACUGAUCAUCUGGUUGCAGAGAUAGGAAGGUUGCUCUCUGACUAUAGCUGCUCAAACAGUAAGGUAUGGUUAAUGGCCAUUGCAAAUUACCAGACUUACAUGAGGUGCCAGACGAAGCAACCCUCUCUUGAGACUCAAUGGACUCUUCAAGCUGUCUCUGUUCCUUCAGGUGGAUUGGGUUUGAGCCUCCAUGCUUCCAAUGCCCUUGACUCAAAGGUAUCUCUCUCUCCAAACACAUCUCUAAUGCCAGAAACAAAACCUUUCACUCCUAACGAAGAACCAGACAGUCUCACCUGUUGUGCUGAUUGUAUCUCCAAUUUUGAAAAAGAGGCAGCCAUAUUCACAUCAGGCCAGCAAAAUCCAUCCUCCUAUCUUCUUAGCUCUUGCAAUUCCAAAGACAUGGUCAAGGGUCCAACCAACUUGCCUUACUGGUUGCAGCCAUAUAAAGCUGACACCCAUCACAAGGAUGAUUUGGUUGAAUUGAAGAAAAGAUGGAACAGGUUAUGCCACAGCCUACACCAUCCAAGGCCUAAUCAGAUCCUCCACCAGAAAGGCUCUUCCUUAUUCAACAACCAAAACUCAAGUGGCAAGAGCUAUACCUAUUCAAAAUCUUACCCUUGGUGGCCUUCCUCAUCUCAGUACAAUCAAACCAGCAUUUUCCCUGAAUCGACUUCGAUUUCCUUCACCGAGUCGAUAACGGAGACCAACCAUGUCACAAGCAUUGCAUCUCAAUUGAGAAGUCACCAGUCACGUACAAUUGAAUUUGGUUUCACUAAUGAAGAGGCAUGGGAACACCGGCAGUCGGAAUUGAGCUCGGAUUUUCUGAAAAACAUGGAAAGCCAGGAAGUGAAAACCACUCUUGCUCUUGGUAAUCCUCUUUUCUCAGAUUCCAUGGCAUCCAAGGUUCAAAAAAGGGAAGGAAAGAUGGACCCAAAAAGAGAUCUCUGUAAGCUAUUGCAAGAGAAUAUCCCUUGGCAAUCUGCGAUAAUCCCUUCCAUCGCAGAAGCUUUAAUAGGUUCCUCCAAAUUGUCAGAGAAGAAUGGGAAUUGGUUUCUAAUUCGAGGAAUGGAUUGUAUAGGAAAGAGAAGACUGGCACUUGCAACUGCUGAGUCAAUUUGUGGGUCUACUGAUCACCUUGUCCACUUGAACAAGAGAAGAGAGAACAAGGACCCCCAAUUGUCUGAAAUCCUCAUAGAAGCCUUGAAAGAGAACCCAAAAUGUGUUGUUCUAUUGGAAGAUAUCGACUAUGCCGAUUCAAACUUCAUAAAGUUCCUAGCUGAUGGCCUGAAAACCAAAAAUUUCAAAGACAUGGAAGGGGGAGAGGUUUGUUUUGAUCAGGCUACAUUCAUUGCAACAAUAGGUGGUAGUGGUAGUAGUGGUUCUUCAAGUUUCAUAAACAGCAAGGAAGAUGAGGUAGCAAUCCAGAUGAAGUUGCAGUUUGAAGAAGACACUACUACAAAUCCUGCAUUUGAAAUUUUCAAUUCUGAUCAUAAGAGGAAGGCGGAGUGGGACUUGCCAUUUAAUAAGAACAAUAAGCAUCCAAGGAAAGAAGAGAAAGAACACUCCUCUUCAUCUGUGGAAGAUAUUAAUGGUGGUGACAAGGGGGUUAUCUCAAGACAGUCAAGCAGUAACACCUUUGAUUUGAACAUCCGAGCUGAGGAAGAUGAAGACGAAAACAAGCCUGAUGACAACUCCAACCCCAUCCCUAGUGAUCUCACUCAAGAAACUGCAACAGAUCUCCACAGCCCACAUGGGUAUUUUCUUGGAUCAAUCGAGAAGAGCUUUCUUUUCGAUCAAAAUCCGAAACUUUUCGAUGAAAUGGGUGAGACUUUCUUGUCAAAGAUCAAAGGGUCUUUCCAUGAAGUGUGUAGGAGUGAGAUGAAGAUGUCAUUGUCAGUUGAUAAGGUUGUGUUAGAUGAAAUGGUAGCUGGGUGUGGUUCUUUCCUUGAUAGCUUGUUUGAAAUUUGGCUGAAAGACAUUUUUCAAACGAGCUUAGAAAAGGUUGUUAAAGAGAGAGGGAAAGAGGGAAACAUUAAGCUCUCGCUUCUUGGGGCUAAAGAGGAGAAUAUUUUGGAUUAUGGUGGGUUCAAGGGGUCGAGUCUUCCCAAGACAGUCCAAGUUGUCUUCAAGGAUUUGGCCACGGGGUUUUCUAUGUAAAACUACAGAGAGUAAAGCUAUCAAACUACCUUUCAUGUAAUAUUUUUCCCAUUUUCUCUUUUUGAAUUAAAAAGUCCUUUUGUACUUCUUU
This is a messenger RNA of Telopea speciosissima, 3475 nucleotides long. Its product is annotated as protein SMAX1-LIKE 4-like. The record is from RefSeq and is a predicted model, not a curated record. Lineage: Eukaryota; Viridiplantae; Streptophyta; Magnoliopsida; Proteales; Proteaceae. Bases 145 to 3384 code for a protein of 1079 amino acids. The transcript is spliced from 4 exons.